AGCAGGGGAGCGGCGGCCACCUCUCUCUCGAGUCUCUCGCCGUCCCCGGUGACGGCGAGUCGGCGGCAACCGCGCGGCCGCCUCCCGUCGCCUCGCCUCGCCUCGCCAGCCUCCUCCCCCCGCCCCCCCAACUUGAGCUUCCGGACUGCUGUCAGGCUGUUUAGGUACAUUGAGGGACAACUCGUACGGUAUAAGGUGAUGGAGGAGAUCCAUGGCAAACAAGAAGCAGAGACUGCAUCUGUUGUUAAAGUUGCCAGAGAGCCUGCCAUCAUUAUCAAUGGUGUUCCAGACUUGCCUCCUGACUGCACACCUGUUUCACAAUCUGAACCAAGUAAUGCUGCAGAGCCUCAAGUUGAUCAUCAUUUUGGUGAAUCGUUAGAAGGGCGAAAAGUAAGGAAACUUUUUGGAGACAAGGAUUAUGUAGGGAAGGUGGUCAAGUAUGACAGUGAAAGCAAUUGGUACAGUGUUGCCUAUGAAGAUGGAGACCAGGAAGAUCUCGAGUGGCGUGAAGUGGAGGAGGUCCUGCUGCCAUUGGACAUAACUAUGCCACUCAGAACACUCAUUUUGGAUAAAGCUGGUUACCAGAGUGCAGUUCCUGACUCCAGACCUAAGGUGGGUAGACCAAGAAAAAUCUAUGCUAUAACGGAAGCCAACACAAACAGAUCAUUGGUUCCAGUAUCCCAAGGAAACAAUUUUAUGGGAAACCAGAUGAUGACUGGAGCAGCAAAUGAACAAUCCAAUAACUUACUAGCGUUGAUUCCAGCAUCCACAUCAAAUGAUGCAUCAGCAGCGGGAGUAAAUACCCAAGCAUGUGUGAACGCUAGUAGUCAACCUAGAAAAAGGGGCAGGCCUCGAAAGAAUGCAAUUGUGCCAGCUAAGCCUGCCAAUAGUCAGCCUAAAAGAAGAGGCAGGCCUCCGAAAAACAGGAAUGUGUCUGGAAAUGUUCAGAGUGUAGAAUCCACACCGAAUUCUCUGGCGAUUGUUCCAGUGGAUGAUGCAAGCAUCACGGCUGAUGCUUCUAGGAGGCAGAAUAGUGUCCUUUUGCGCAAUGCACAGACCAUUAGGGCAGAAAAACUGGCAAAGGCAGAAAGACUGAAGAGAGAAAAUAUGAUUGUUCAAGGCACACCACCUGGAACUCAAUUUUUCUGACAAGCAUUCCCACUGUGCCAAUAUAGAUAUCUGUAAACAUUCCAGAAUCUAUGCGCGAUGGUGACACUAGCUUUCAACAUAUAUUUUGUACAAUCCAGCGUAGAGCAAAACUUGUAAAACUAUAUUUGCUAUCCCAAUGCUAUCGUAUUUCUUUCCUA
Molecule: messenger RNA, 1307 nt
Organism: Oryza brachyantha (malo sina)
Lineage: Eukaryota; Viridiplantae; Streptophyta; Magnoliopsida; Poales; Poaceae
Exons: 2
Coding region: 199-1149 (316 amino acids)
Molecular function (GO): DNA binding
Source: RefSeq, a predicted model, not a curated record